Molecule: messenger RNA, 520 nt
Organism: Dimorphilus gyrociliatus
Lineage: Eukaryota; Metazoa; Annelida; Polychaeta; Dinophilidae
Source: the annotation of a GenBank genome assembly
AAUGUCUAAGUACAAAAAGAAGCACGAGGAUAGGCCCAGAAGGGCUACAAGUAACAUCUUUGCGAUGCUAUCGGAGCGUCAGAGAAAUGAUCUUAUGGAUGCUUUUAAACUGAUUGAUCACCAUAAAGAUGAUGUCAUAGAUGAAUUGGAUCUAGAAUUUAUGUUGAAGUCUAUAGGAAAGUCUGAUGCCAAGGAAGUAGCUGCAGAAAUGAUGAAAGAAGUUCCAGGAGGAGGACCUAUAAAUAGGAUUGUUUUUUUAACAUUGUUUGGUGAAAGGCUGAAAGAUGUUGAUCCCGAAGAGGUCAUUUUAAAUGCCUUUCAAUGCUUAGAUGAAGACAAUACAGGCGAAAUUUCUACUGAAAGGCUUCAUCAAUUAAUGACGACUCAAGGGGAUAGAUGGAAAAAUGAAAAUGUGGAAGAAUUAUUUAGUAAAGCUCCUAUACAGUCUCAGCAAUUUCAGUAUAAAAAAUUUGUUCAAGAGUUGAAGUAUGGAAAAAAAGAGUCUGACGAUGAAACAUAA